This is a messenger RNA of Manis javanica (Malayan pangolin), 1659 nucleotides long. RefSeq names its product serine protease 23 (gene PRSS23). Gene Ontology annotation, biological process: proteolysis. The record is from RefSeq and is a predicted model, not a curated record. NCBI's taxonomy places the organism in Eukaryota, Metazoa, Chordata, Mammalia, Pholidota, Manidae. Gene Ontology annotation, molecular function: serine-type endopeptidase activity.
CCGCCCGCCCGCCGGCACUCGGUCGCGCGGCGGAGCGGGCAUGGGAGCCGCACGCGCCCUCCCGGCGCCCACACCUGUCUGAGGCGCAGCGAGCGCGGCCCCGGAGGGCCGCUGGGCGCGGAGUGGUGCUCAGCAUGGCAGGGGCUCCAGGGCUCCUCUUCCUCCUCCUCCUCCUCCUCCUCUGUGCUGUCGGCCAGGUGAGCCCCUACAGUGUCCACUGGAAACCCACUUGGCCUGCUUACCGCCUCCCUGUGGUCUUGCCCCAGUCCACCCUCAACUUAGCCAAGCCCGACUUUGAAGCUGAAGCCAAAUUGGAAGUGACCUCCUCAUGUGGACCCCAGUGUCAUAAAGGAAACCCACUGCCUACUUACAAUGAGGCCAAGCAGUACCUGUCCUAUGAAACGCUCUAUGCCAACGGCAGCCGCACGGAGACGCAGGUGGGCAUUUAUGUCCUCAGCAGUGGCAGGGGUGAGUCCUCAGGAAGGUCUCGGAGGAAGCGGCAGAUUUAUGGCUACGACAGCAGAUUCAGCAUUUUUGGGAAGGACUUCCUGCUCAACUACCCCUUCUCAACCUCGGUGAAGUUAUCUACAGGCUGCACGGGCACGCUGGUGGCAGAGAAGCAUGUCCUCACAGCUGCCCACUGCAUACAUGAUGGGAAAACCUAUGUAAAAGGAACCCAGAAACUUCGAGUGGGCUUCCUGAAGCCCAAGUUUAAAGAUGGUGGUCGAGGGGCCAACAGUUCAACCUCAGCUGUGCCAGAGAAGAUGAAAUUUCAGUGGAUCCGGGUGAAACGCACCCAUGUGCCCAAGGGUUGGAUCAAGGGCAAUGCUAACGACAUUGGCAUGGAUUAUGACUAUGCCCUCCUGGAACUCAAAAAACCCCACAAAAGAAAGUUCAUGAAGAUUGGGGUAAGCCCUCCCGCCAAGCAGCUGCCAGGGGGCAGAAUCCACUUCUCUGGCUAUGACAACGAUCGACCAGGCAAUUUAGUGUACCGCUUCUGUGAUGUCAAAGAUGAGACCUAUGACCUGCUCUACCAGCAGUGUGAUGCCCAGCCCGGGGCCAGUGGGUCAGGAGUCUACGUGAGGAUGUGGAAGAGGCAGCAGCAGAAGUGGGAGCGAAAAAUUAUUGGCAUCUUUUCAGGGCACCAGUGGGUGGACAUGAAUGGUUCUCCACAGGAUUUCAAUGUGGCUGUUAGAAUCACUCCUCUCAAAUAUGCCCAGAUUUGCUAUUGGAUUAAAGGAAACUACCUGGAUUGUAGGGAGGGGUGACACCAUGACCCUUUCUGGUGGUGCUUAAUGGUCUUUGUCUGCUUAUUUGAGGAGAGGCCAAAAUUUGUCACUGGUGUGUGUGUGUGUGUGUGUGCGUGCGCGUGUGUGUAUGUGUGCAAUGCAUCAUAUCUUUUAUCUAAUUUUUAAAAAUUACAAGAUGACUGGCUUUAUUAUUUGGAAAUUGGGUUGUGUAUCAUGUAUCAUUUAAGCAGAUUGAAGGCAUAUUUUUGCAUAGAAAUAAACAUACUGAUGUUUGGGGCAAUAGGGAAUAUUUAGAGAUUAAGUUAAUCUUUCACUUUUUGAGAACCUUGAUGUUUAUUUCAUCUGAACUUGUUUCAAAGAUUUAUAUUAAAUAUGUGUCAUAUGAGAGAUAUAAAUUCUUAAAGCCUUA